AUGAACCGGGUCGCGCCGUACCAUGGCCCGGCAGCCGAAGUCGUCCACGCGCCGCGCCUUCCCCUCUUUCCCGAGCUCGCUGGGAUGACGUACCUCGUGGUGUCUGUGGGCCUCAGCUUUGCCGCGCUCAAUGCGUUUGGUCGGUACACGAGCUCCGACUUUUUUGUUGCCGACUUUGACAGCACGACAGCCCUCAUCGUACAGUCGUUCAAUACGGCGCUGACGACGACGACGACGGCAUCGACCACCGUUGACAUGACACUACCGACGCUGUCGACUGUGCCGUUGGGUGUCAACCCAGCGUACCCACGCCUGCUCAUGUACAGUGAGCUCACGACACUACCCACUGCAAUCCAGGGCCUUCGGCGCUUGAGUCCGAGCCUCGUCGUCAAAAUGGUGUCACUCUACUGCUGGGUCGACUUGGGCCGGCGGUGGGAGCUUGCGUACUCGGCGACGCGCCAAGCGCGUUGCUCGCGCGAGUACGCCGAGAACGGUGCUAUGUACCUCGAAUCGGUACUUCGCAACAUUCCGCUGACCGCCUGGCUCAAGCUCUCUGGAAGCAAGUUUGAGCAGUGCAUUGGCCUCCCAAUUCGAACGAGCGGGCCCGCUGGACUGCAAUGGUACAACGCUCUCCUCAACCACACGACAUGGAGUGCGAUGGAGGACGAGAUAGCGCUCUGGCGCGCCUCGGGGCUGCGUCAUUUCACGCUCCAGUAUGGUACGGGCAUCGGCAUAGGGGUCACCGAGUCGAUUGCUGUAACCAACGCGCUCGGUGUCUCGCUGGCGCUACCGCUCAAAGCCAUACCGAUGGUGAAUCGCUGGGUCUUUCGCACGACGCUCGUUCUGAACGAUCUUCUCUACAACGAUCUGUGGGCGAUAGCCAAGAAUACGAGCCUUGUCCGGAGCGCCCCCAACUACUUUGGUCUCACCCACCCGUUCGCGAUCGAGGCAUAUGCCAAGGGACAUCCGCUCAAUGCCGUCUACCAAGCGCUGCACGACCAGCUUGGCCCACUCGGCAACAUUGACGCGAUCUGGGUACCACCGCCCCGGGCCCUCGUGGCGGCGGUCACGAGCUUUCGAACAACGAUCCUCGCGCACAUGCGUGACAAUGCAUCGGUCGCUGCGCUCGUCCACGAGGCGGCGAGUCGAGGGCUCGUCCUCACGCCGACACCGGUGCGCUGGCAAGACCCGUCACUGCUCUUCUACGGCGGCAACCCCAUGUGCGGGGACGGAUCCGCUUUGCCGUUUGUGCAGCAGACGUUCGGUUUUGACGACGUCUGCGGCGCCCAGCGCCCGCUUACGGUCGAGUGGCAGGGUCUCAACGGCUUGUUUGCAUACCAUGCAACGCACUUUUCGACUGCAUUCUUUUGCAGUCAGUGCCCCCGCGAAGCGCAGGUCGACUGCGUGCACGGCUACGCUGGUGCACGGCGCGCUAUCGAGGCGCUGCCUUUCCCGAAACCGAGUCCGUUUGCGAGCAAUGGAACGCUCGACCUCUCGAUUGAAUUACUUCAGAUGGUUCAAACCCCACCCGGCGCGAUCGCAUUCGAGUACCAGCCGCUGCUGGAGCCGACGUGGUCCUUCUUUGGAUGCAUGAUGCUUUACGACUGGGUGUUGAACCAUCGCGAGGUGCUCUCGAUGCAAGGCGAUGUCCAAGAGCGCCAUCUCAUCUCGAGCUUCUAUGCGCCAAGAGCGUUUGAUCCGGUCUUGCCGCCGGCCGGGCUGGGGCCGUACCUCUUACGCUUUGGUUCGAUACUUACGUUCACCUUGGCGCUAGUGGGAUUGGUCGCGAUCUCUCUCUGGCUUCGCGUGCGACCGCGGGGAACGCCGUGGCUAGCGUUUUGGCCCGUCGCAGGCUCGGUCUGGGUCAGCCGCAAUCUACUUCUCGUCCGCGGCGUCAUGGCUACAAUCUGCCUCGCCAGCGUACCCGUACAAGCGAUGGCGACGCCAUCCCUGCGCCACCUCGCGGCACCGCCUCGACCCUGGUACCUCAGUUGUCUCUUGGCCAGCGAGUCGCUUUGGCUCGUCUACUGUAUCCAGGACCUGCUAUUGCCCUACACGUACGUGCAUAUUCGCGCGACAGCGCCGUACACAUCCCUUGCUGCGUGGUUGAUCGUCGUGGCACUCGACCAAGGCGCGAGUCUUUUUCUUCUUGCGUCCAUCGACCGCAGCUGCUAUUUGAUCAACAUGGACAACGCCAUGGUAUGCAAAAGCGGGUCAUUGCAACUCGGGUGGCCCUCGCGUGCGCUGCUCAUCCUUGGCGUACACAGUGUUUCUGUGGUGCUGUGUGUCGUAUGGACCUUUGCGCAUCGUGACGCGGACCGCGUCGCGCCGCACAAGCUACUGCCUCUCUCGGCCGUCGCACCGAUUGCAUUCGCAGCCAAUGCCACCGUCGAGCUCAACGAUGUGGGCGCCUGGGUCGCCGGCAUGGUGUAUCUCCGCUACAACAACGUCGAGUACAUCUUUGACUGCAAGCUAUGGCGGCUCGUGUCGCUUGAGGACUAUAGCAUUCAUCGACGGCAAUUCCGCAGUCAGUUUCACGCUGUUGGCUGUGCACCACUAUCUGCCCUGCUUGAGCGUCUGCCUCACCAACCAUCCAUCUUGUCGGCGUGGUGGAGUCGGCACGGUCUUGGUGGCCACUGUGUUGUUUUAGUAAUGGGAAUUACGUACAUGGUGUUUACCCUUCUUGGCAACGUGGCGUAUCUCAAGGUGCUGCAAGGGGCCAUGGCCAACGACUUUGGCUGGGCGAGCUUCAAUACCUCGGGGACGCACGCCUUUUUGGCCAACUUGUGCAAUCGUCACCUGCUCUCAAGCUCGCAUCUGUCGACUCUGGAGCUUGAAAGUCGCUUCAACAGCGAUCUCUCGCAGUCGUACGCGACAGUGGCAUCGGCGACCAUCUCAUGGUACCCCACGAUACCCCGCCGGCAACUCUUUGCCCCCCACCCGGUGCUCGCCGACGUAAUCCGCGGGCUUCGAUCCAUGGACCCGGCACAGCUUCCAUGGAUGUUCACGCAGUACUGCUGGCUCGACUUGAAUCGAACGUGGUCGAUGGCAUCCACGCCCCGUCGCCAAGCGCGCUGUGCAAGCUCUUCAGCGCACAAUGGCGCGCGGUACCUUGAGACGAGUCUUCGCAACGUUCGCGAUUGGGACAUUUGGUGGUCAUUGUGGGGGGACUCGUACUAUGUGGGCAUCCAAAGGGUUCUGGAUGCCACGCUAGCGGGGCGCUCGUGGCAGCAACAAGUGCGCGCCGCCGGUAGCACUUCGAUUCUUGACGAAGUGGCGCACUGGCAAAUGUUUGGGAUCACGACCUUUUUGUUGCAAUGGCAAAACUACAAGGCGACGGGCUUUCAAGACGCAUUGGUGCUUACGACAGCGCUCAAUCUGCAGUACCACCUACCGCUGAGCCACGCGGACAUGAACUUUGAUAUCACGCGACAAACGUCAAUGCGCAUGUAUUGGGGCAUGGCCAGCGAUUUGUGGGCAAUCGGGUCAAAUACCACGCGCAUUGCAGGCCUCUCGCUGCUCGCGUCGAGUCCGGCGUUUGCGUUUGCCAACACCACGCCCGAGCAGCUGCUUUUCGACAACUAUACGCUCGUUGCGCCGCUCUCAUCGGGCUUGGCGAGCUUGCAAGCGACACUCGGUCCCUUCAACGUCAUUGACAUGGUCUAUGUGCCGAUUCCAUCGUCACUCCAGGCCUUGUAUGCAGCGCUCGUGCGGGCGGUGGCCAACUUGACCGUCUCGGACCUCAACGCCCAAGCAGCCUAUCUGAACCUCCCGAUCAAAUCCUACAUUGGCCACGUCCCCAGCGACCUCUUGAGCGAUGUCUCUGCGAAAAUUGUGGGCGGCAACAUCUUUUGCGGCGACGACAUAGCGCCAACGUCACCGUACAGUGCGCUCGCCGCACCGUUUAGCGCCGACAGCUUGUGCCACGCGUGGCGUCUCGAGUACCUCCGGCCGUCCACGACGGGGCUGCUGCUUGCGCUUUUGGGGUAUGCAAGCACGCGUGAUGUUGACCUUAUGGGGGAUUUGAAUGCCUUUUGCAGCUUGGAUGUGUACGCCGAGCCCAACUGCAUGGCCAUCUACGCGGCCAACUGGAACUUUACGCGCGACUACAUGUCAUCGUUUAUGAGCCUCUCCAAGCUUGCACGGGCGGUUCACGCUGACGUCGAGCCACUCAACAUUCGCAUGCUUCAGUAUGUGACGCGCGGCACGCAGCAGGUCGAGCUCUACGAGCGCGGCUUUUUUGAUGCGUCUUGGGAUCGCACCUGGCCUUUCUUUGGGUGGUGCUACCUCUACGAAUGGGCAAUCGGUCAGCGCGAAGUCGUGUCGUUCCAAGGCGACGUUGGCGUCCUUACGACGAUCUCGACGCACAUGAACCCCGUGUCCAUGACGCUAAGUGCGAGUUCGAUUCCGACGCAGCUCUCGUACAUGUGCCAGCAGUGUGCUCGGUAUGUCACGGGCCUGUGCAUGGGUGUCACGGGGCUUCUUGGCAUCUACGGCCUGUCCGCCCGAGGCGCGAUCGAAGGACUCAAUUUAUUUGAAUUCAACCGCAUUGUGGGUCAUGUCUGGGUCGGUCGGACGCUUUUGGUGGUGCGCAGUCUCACGGCGCUAUGGCUCUUGAACACGAGCACGCUCACACUUGGCUUGGUGGGCAGUGCGACGUGCUUCACACUGCCCCCGCUGCCAUGGACCAAAACGGUCCUCGCCGCGUCCGAGCUCACAUGGCUCAACUACAUUCUCAACGACCUCUUGAGUUUCGCGACCGAGCGCAUUACGAUCUAUUACGCGUGGAAGUCGACGUUGUGCACGUGGCUCAUUGCAGUCAUCUGGACGAUCCAAGCGCCGCAGCACGCACAUGUGCAGAUUGGGAGCUUUCAGCGCGUGCUCGUCGACUUGGCCAUCGUGCUGUCGUCUGUGCUCGGUCUUGCGUUGAUCGAGUGGCUUCGACUGCGGAAAAAGGAGUUGCCGAACCGAAGCAUCCCGACGCUCCUACUGAGCUCGUCGAGCUUGUACAUGUUGGAGCUCGACAACUGGACGCACCUCGGCGAGUGCUUCCUGGACCAAGCCUCCGGCGUCCUCGCCGGUCUCCUCACGCUGCAUUGGCACGAACAACUCUAUGUAUUUGAUAUCAAGAGCUGGCGAUUCUAUACAAGGAGCAUUCCGGCAACCACAAAGCUCCGACACCGUUUUCGCCGGGCGAUCCCGCUCACACAAUUUCGGUGAGAGGCGCUCGCACGAGCUUGAGGCUUCCGUAACCACAGAUGCCUUCUAUAUCAUGCGUUGAU
This is a messenger RNA of Saprolegnia parasitica CBS 223.65, 5282 nucleotides long. RefSeq lists its product as hypothetical. The record is from RefSeq and is a predicted model, not a curated record. Lineage: Eukaryota; Oomycota; Saprolegniomycetes; Saprolegniales; Saprolegniaceae. The transcript is spliced from 2 exons. The coding region runs from base 1 to 5220 and encodes 1739 amino acids.